This is a messenger RNA of Nematocida homosporus, 1650 nucleotides long. Its product is annotated as ribonuclease Z. The transcript has a single exon. Lineage: Eukaryota; Fungi; Microsporidia. The coding region runs from base 1 to 1650 and encodes 549 amino acids. Gene Ontology annotation, molecular function: 3'-tRNA processing endoribonuclease activity. The record is from RefSeq and is a predicted model, not a curated record. Gene Ontology annotation, cellular component: mitochondrion. Gene Ontology annotation, biological process: mitochondrial tRNA 3'-end processing.
AUGACGGGAGUGGUGGAUGUGUACGUACGAGCGAGUGCAGAAGUAUUUAGGGAUGAUCGGGUGGAGAUGCGAGGAAUUGGGUUGGUCUGUCGGUUGGUUAAGGAAUUGCAUCCGGAGGCGGAAGUACGGGCGGUCGUGCGUAAGGAGGAAGAGGUAGAAGCAAGUUUAGAUUUGAACCGGCGGUUAAAUAAGGUUUAUGCGCCUAUUUUAGCUCCAGUUGAGUAUAAGGUGCGGUAUAGGAAGUAUUUGCGUGGGAUUGAGGUAGUUAGUGAUGGGGAUACAAUUGAUUGUCCGCUAGAAGAAGUAGUUAGCAAUGUUAUAGGUAUAAGUAGUGAUAAGAAUGGUAUAAGUGGUGAUAAGAAUGGUAUGAGUAAUGAUAAGAAUGGUAUAAGUGGUAUAAGUAAUAGUAAUGGUAUAAAUAAUAGUAAUAGUAAGAGUUUAGGUGAUAUAAGCAAAGACAACACUAUUAAUCAUACUAACACUACUCAUAGCAAUACUAAUACUAUUACUCAUAUUGACACCACUCAUAACACUACUAAUACUAACUCGAUAUAUACGGUGUUUUUAGGAACGGGGGCGGCAGUGCCGACACCUUUGCGGAAUGUUUCGGCUAUUUUGGUAACGGGCGGAUACGGAUCAGUACUGUUGGAUUGUGGUGAAGAUACAAUUGGACAAUUGCAGAAGAUAUCGAUGGGGAAUCGGUUUUAUUAUUCGCAUUUGGAAAUGGUUGUGCUGACGCAUCGGCAUGCUGAUCAUAUUUUGGGUGUGUUUUCAGUAAUAAGACGGGCUAAUGUGGCUGGGAAUAAGACAGUAGUGGUAGUGGGUGAUUUGUGUAUGCUGGAUGCUUUGAAAUACUUUGGGCUGUCUUGUAUAUUUGUUCGUGCUAAAGCUCGUUAUGCCUUGAAUAUAUACCGGGAAAAGACCUUAAGUACAACUAAGAGUUACUUGGUGAUUGGGCCGGUUUCAGAUGUAAGUAGUCGAGUUAAUCCGGUUAGUUCGGUGGUUUUGGGUAUUACGAAAGGAUUAGGUGCUGAGGAAGGAGUGGUGGAUCCUUAUGCUUAUCGGCCUUCUUUUAAGCGGCCGGCGAGUGAACUGGCCGUGCACUAUUGGCCGGGUGAGAAAGGUUUGGAUUUGGUUGUGCCGGUGGGAUUAGAUACAGUGUUAAUGCGUGGUGCUUGGAAUUCUUUGGUUAGUCUGCCCUUACUGGUCUAUGGAAUUGAACUCUGUUCGGCCCAGCAUAUUGCUAAUAGUUAUAGUGUUCGUUUGAAUAAGUAUGCUUUGAAUGAGUUAGAGUUUGCUUUGAGUUAUACGGGUGAUACAGUGCCUAAUCAGGAGUUUAUUAGGUUGUCAAAUAAGGUAGAUUUAAUGAUUCAUGAAGCUACAUUUGAAACGGAAGAGAAGAAGAAUGCUGAACAGACGAGACAUUCAACUGUCCAAGAUGCCAUUGAUUCGUUUAAGGCAUCACAAGCUAAAUGGCUUAUCUUUACUCACAUUAGCCAACGGUAUAAGUCGCUGCCUAGAAACUUGCCGGUCGGUUCAUUUGCCUUUGACUUUAUGGUUUACAGUCCACUCGGCCUGCCCUCCCAAGAUGCCCUACUAAUGGAACUCCACCGAUGGGCCCAAGAAGACCGUAGAUCGGGUAACAAAUAA